GAAGAAGAAAACGGAUACGAACGAACUGCUUCCAUUUUACGCUUCAGCAUUGUUUCACGUCUUUUAGGAAAAGGUCCAUCUACAAAGAAGCUGGAGAGAUCCUUUCAAGGUCUCACACUUUCGUGCCACCAUGGCGAUGAAAAAUACGAGCCCCGCUUCCCUGACCAACAGCUCCAGCUCACAGCGCGUGCUUGCACGGGGGUCGAACCCCAGCGCCCGUCCCGCAAGACAGCAUUCGAAGCGCAAGCACAAACACAAAUCUUCAAAGUCGCGCUCCGACAAGGGCGCCAAGAGGACGAAGUUUUUCUCGCCCCAUAUGUCUCAAGGUCGGCGGCACCGACGGCGGCCCUCCUCGGCCACUUCCGCCUCUCAAUUGCAGUUCUGCCCGCACAGACAGGGCAGCCAGUUUCCGACGGGCCGCCAUCCCGGCGUCUCCCGAAACCAUCCUCUCCUGGUGCCAAGCCUCUCUUCCUUCUACCCUCCGGGCGCCGCUCCGCUGGCCCCCGGCACCCCCGUCAGCAUACCGGGUUUACCACCGCUCAUCGCCGGCAACCCCGUUCCGCUGCCGCCGGGUUUCUUCCCGCCUUUCAUGGGCCUAGCGCCUCCCUCCGGCUUCGGCGGUCCCAUGAUGGUCGGCGGCGGCGGCGGCGGUGGAGCACAGCAGCCCAUCGUUCUGCCGUUUCCCAUCCCGAUGCCGAUGCCCAUGCCUACGUCGGGAGGAUCUCACCCGCCAAUCGUGAUUCCAGCUCCUCCGUCGCCGCCGUCGUAUCCUCCUCCGUAUCCAUCACCGAUGCCGUACCCGGUUUCGGCGCCAGCUGCGCAAGGCGGCGGAGGAGGCUCGGACACCAUGGCGCUCAUGAUGAUGAUGAAGUCCAUGCAGCAGGAGCGCCAGGCCGCCGCCCAGGAACGCGAGCGAGACGAGGAGCGACAUCAGGAGGAGAAGAGGGAGGCGGAGAAGCGCCAGCACAAGAAGGAAAAGGAGGAGGAGAAAAAGAGGAGGAAGAAGGAGAAGGAGGAAGAGCGCAAGCGCAAGAAGGAGGAGAGAGAGAAGGCGCUGGAAGAGCGCAAGAAGGAGAUCGAGCGGAUGCAGGAGGAGAACCGGCGCCAGAUCGAGGAGGCCCAGAAGGCGGUGGAAGAAGCCGCCGCCAAGAAGAAGGCCGAGAAAGCAGAGGCGAUGGCCAAGAAGGCCGCCGAGCAGGAAGAGGCCAAGAAGAAGAAGGAAGAGGAAGAGAAGGCAAAGCAGGAAGCGGAAGCGGCCGCUGCGGCUGCAGACGCGGAGAAAGAAGCCGCUUCAGCGGCUGAAACACACCACAAGUCCGCGGGUGAAGAGCGCCCUCUACUCGGUAUCGAAGGUCCACCGGAUCCUAUGCCCUACUACGCUCCGCCCACCAACUUGCCUGCCUUUGACCCGGGCGCAGACAUAAAUCCUGCACUGCAGAUAACCGAGCCUAGGAGUACCGGACGCCUGCUCUGCUUCAUCGUGCUCUUCCUCAUCGUAUUCUUGGCCAUCGUCGUUGCGCUGCUGUACUUCUUUGCUCCUCACUUGCUACCUUUCUUGGGAACUGGCGACGCGACGACAGCAGCGGGAGCUAUCGAAACACAUUCUGAAAGCUUGGCCCGAGGCGAAGUCAUCAACGUCGAGAACCCUCCGAUAAAGCGCGGCAAGGGAGCUCCGGGGGCGCCGGUGACAACGCUCAGUUCUUCGGCGCGCGCUUUGACGGCGAAUGCCGGCAGUUCAACUCGAGCGCGUACGGAAUCGACGGCAGCGCCCCUAGACGCUAACACGCUCGAAAUAGCCCUCAACGACCGGCAGUGGCCGGGCGCCCCUUACUGGGACGACGGCCGACUGACCGACUCGGCCACCGCAUCUUCUGCACAGCCCAAGCGCACACCGGACAGCACGCCCUUCCCGUCGGCCUUCCCUCCUCCUGGCGCUGCAAGUAGCAACGGCGUCGUCCCCGCGAAAGACCCACGCGCAGCCAGUUCUAGGCGUCCGAGAUGGCGGCCCGAACUGGGCAAUCAAAGCGACAGCGCCGUGCUAUCCGCGACCGCGUUGGCCCACGAUGCCUUCCUGGACCAGGGCUACCGACAGAACCUGAAGGCGCGUCUCUUCUCGGAAGACAACGACGGCGCCGACAAGAAGGCUGCCUCCCGGAAGCGCCCGACGUUCGACUACGACGACAUUUGGAACGAGGACGGCGGCGACGAGAAAGCGGCCACGAUGUUCACGUUCGAAGGCAUCACGAAGUCCGCCAUCCGGGAGUUGCUGGAGAGCGUUCAACGCGGUCAGCGUCACGUCAGUGGCGUAACGCAGAGUCGCGUCUCGCUGAGGCAUUCGCAAGUGACCCGAGGAGAAGCAGCGUCUGUAAAUGCAGAUGAAAGCGCGGACCCGAUGAAUGAUGAGUUCACGACCGAAAGCGAAACGCCGCGUGCGGGUGGUGUUACGCUUGAAGAUUUCAAGAUAUAUACCAUCACACGCGUCAAUCCCUUCAGAGGAGCGUUCGAAAAGGCGUUUAAGGAGUUGAAAAAUGGAAGAACGAGGCCUGUGAAAUAGGUCCAUGCUGCAGCUGCACUAGUAAAGGAAUGCCAUGGGCACUCAAUUUCACAUCUUCAGAAAAGGAGGUGAACUGCGAAUCAUACGGUUUCUUUAGGGCGCCUUCUUAUUGCACUGCUUUGCUUUGUGCGUGUUUAUCGACUGCCGCCGCAUACUGACCAUCAUUAAGCUUUUCUUUCUUCCGUUUUGCUAUACUUUCCCUCUUUAAGUGUAUUUUCAUGCGUUGCCAUCAACAACUCCGAUAUUGAUUUAAUGUUAUGCUAGCAAAGUGAAUAAAAUGUUACGGUGGAAA
Dermacentor albipictus is the source of this 2846-nucleotide messenger RNA. RefSeq lists its product as uncharacterized. The record is from RefSeq and is a predicted model, not a curated record. NCBI's taxonomy places the organism in Eukaryota, Metazoa, Arthropoda, Arachnida, Ixodida, Ixodidae. Gene Ontology annotation, biological process: nucleosome assembly. Gene Ontology annotation, cellular component: CAF-1 complex; nucleus.